Molecule: messenger RNA, 2045 nt
Organism: Brassica oleracea var. oleracea
Lineage: Eukaryota; Viridiplantae; Streptophyta; Magnoliopsida; Brassicales; Brassicaceae
Molecular function (GO): carbohydrate binding
Source: RefSeq, a predicted model, not a curated record
UUUGACUUCGUUCUUCUGUCACGUGUCAUUCUAUGAUACGUUUUGUGAAGGGUAAAGGGUCUCGUCGUUUUGCUCUGGAUAUAUUCUCUCCGUCUCCCUCUUCUCUCUCUCUCUCGAUCCGUAGAUGGCGAUUCGCUGGAAGUGAAGAAUCAUCGGUCCACAUCGAUCGAUCGUUUAAUCUCGGCAUCGAAUCUGCACCAGGUCCGCGGAGUUUGGGUUUAGGGUUUCAUCGUCUCGUCCUUCUCUCGCUGUGGACGGGUACUUCCGCCGCCGUCGUCUAUUCUCGUCCAUCUCGCCUCUCUUCUUUCUCCGGUUGGAAACCAUCUCUGCCGCCGUCACCAACAGGUUUGACUUUUAUUCAAUCUAUCCGACUUCCACAAAGUGAGAAACAUUCGUUAUUUGCUAAAACCCAAGAAGCUGUUCGAAAAGAUGUGGAGCGUGCCUUCGGAGUUCUGCAAGCUAGAUUUGCCGUAGUGAAAAAUCCAUCUAAGUUAUGGGAUAAAGAAAAAAUAGCAAAUAUUAUGAAAGCAUGCAUCAUACUCCAUAAUAUGAUUGUCGAGGAUGAACGUUCAACAUUCACUCAGUAUAACGAGAGAGAAUUUCAAGAAAGCGAAGAAGAGGAUACAUUCACCGUUACUCCGAAUUCAAAUCUCGGCACUGCAAUGGAUCGUCGAUCGAGCGUUCGUAACAGACAAGCCCAUGAACAAUUAAAAUUCGAUUUGAUUGAAAAUAUUUGGUGUGCGACACGUAUUGCGGAAGACAAUGUUGAGGCGACAUUGAACACCAUGAGUCACGAGCCGAGGUUGCUCCGGCCGACCAACCAAACACUUGUCGAAGCAUCUGCUGUCGUUGACCUCAUCCACCGGACCUGCCUCCUCAUCCACCGGACCGGUACAAAGUUUGGUUUUGAGGAUCAAGGAAAGAAGAUCGUAGGGUUUCAUGGACGGUCGGGUGAUGCUCUCGACGCUCUUGGAGUUUACUUUGUGCAUGACUCUCUCACCACGUCGUUGCCUCCUCUUUAUAAGCUGGAUGCUCAAGGUGGUACAGAGGGACUUAUUUGGGAUGAUGGCUCUUACGACGCCGUUAAAACGCUGCGCAUCUGUCAAGAUGAUUGUCGUAUUGCAUAUUUAGAGUUCGAGUACGACAAAGGUGGCAAGUCAGAGAAAUUUCAACAUGGGGUGAAAGGGGGAACACCAGCCGAGUUUGUGCUUGAUUACCCGGAUGAAUACAUCAAAACGGUGGAAGCAACCUAUGAUAAGCCAAAACUUUUUCAAAAUACUGUCAUCACGUCGCUUACCUUCCAAACAUCAAAGGGUAGAGCAUCAUUCUUUGGGUAUAAAGUGGGUAAGAAGUUUGUUCUUGAGCAAAAGGAUCGUCGGCUUGUUGGAUUCCAUGGGACAGAAGGUGACGCUAUUGAUGCUCUAGGAGCAUAUUUUGCACCUAUUCCUGCUCCAACACCUUUGAUUCCAGCCAAGAAACUACCAUCCGUACGUAGGCGGCAACGGAGGAGUUACAUGGGAUGAUGGUGUUUACGACGAUGUAAAGAAAAUUUACGUAGGGCAAGGUAACGAUGGUGUAUCAUUUGUCAAGUUUGAGUACAUUAAAGGCACAAGCUUGGUUACUGGAGAUGAUCAUGGGAAGAUGACAUUACUUGGAGCUGAAGAGUUUGUUCUUGAGGAUGGUGAAUAUCUCACGGCCUUGGUAGGCUACUACGAUAAGAUAUUCGGAGUGGAGGAGCCAGUAAUUAUCUCACUUCAGUUCAAGACGAACAAAAGGGAGUCAAGUCAGUUUGGAAUUAAUGGAUUCCGGUGAGAAGUUCACUCUUGGGGAGAAUGGCCAGAAGAUCGUCGGGUUCCAUGGACAAGCUAGUGAUGUUAUCCACAGUGUUGGAGUCACUGUUGUGCCCAUCACCACCGAGUGAAAAAAACCCGGAUAUUAUCUUAAUAAAACCAGCCACUCAGCCAGUCAUGUGGGUUGAAUAAAACUUUUAAUAAAGCUGGUGUGUGUUCUCUUUAUUUUGCCACGGUCGUAGUUGUUUAUUAUAU